This is a messenger RNA of Saitoella complicata NRRL Y-17804, 1006 nucleotides long. RefSeq lists its product as uncharacterized. The record is from RefSeq and is a predicted model, not a curated record. NCBI's taxonomy places the organism in Eukaryota, Fungi, Ascomycota, Saitoellomycetes, Saitoellales, Saitoellaceae. The coding region runs from base 100 to 921 and encodes 273 amino acids. The transcript has 3 exons.
GCUGCCGAUGAUGGAUGGGGAGGAGGAGAUGCCGGAGAGUGGUCGAAGGGGCUGGAGAAGUUGUGGGAGAGGGUGCAGCAUGUUGGACAGGUGCCUCUGAUGCCGAAUGAUUGGAAGCUCGAUUUCCAAGGAUUCCCACGCUCGUGGUUCGUCCCAGUAGGUUGGGUGGGUGAAGUGCCUCUCUCUGCUGUGAAUCCAACUUGGAAUAACAGAGGAGCCAUGGCUUUCAAACGACUCGCAACAGUCGGCCAACGCGUCCGUGAGAAAGUCGAAACCAACAAGGAAGAGCGCAAACCGGGAAACUAUAUCUCGAUUGACAAGUGGAUCAGGAGAGAUGUUCAUCAUUUCAUCAACUGGAUACAGCAGGAUACUGGACUCCAGAACGUGUUCUGUACUGUCGUUGGCAGAACCCCACGGGAAAGUCGAUUCAGUUCUUUGCCUACCAGUGCGGAGCGAACGAAGUACGUUGGAAAGUUGACCGAGAAACUCCGAACGCUCGCGACGGAUCUGAAUGAAACUCAACGAACCAUGCAAGCAAUGAAGACCGCACACCCAGGCCCCAUCGGUCCCCCAACACCCCCAACCGACUCCUCAACCCUCUGGCCCGCAAAACACCACCCAACCCUCUACGGCCUCUGUAUCCUCGGUCCAAUCAUUCUCAUAGCCUACGUCUCCACCUCCUCUCCGACUCUCGAACCCCAACCUCUUUUCCACCUUGAUCUCAGCGAAGGCGGGGGAGGCUCGAGUAUAGUGAACGGUAUCAGAAUGGCGUUGGUGAUGCUCGCCGCAAGGGAUGAGGCGGUUUGGUGGGAGGAGAACAGGUUAGAUAGAGGUGUGGUAAAGGAUGCGGGGAAUGUUGGCAAGUUGGCGGAGAGGCUGGAUAAGGCGUUUGAGGAGUUUGAUAUGGAUCUCGAGAUGUGAGGUGUUGGAUACGCCUAUAACUGCCGUACGGUAUUAUUGGAAUGAAAGGCUUGAUGCCGAGACCGAAAGUAUUGUCCAGCUGUUG